Messenger RNA from Cyclospora cayetanensis, 1965 nucleotides. RefSeq lists its product as uncharacterized. Bases 1 to 1965 code for a protein of 654 amino acids. Gene Ontology annotation, biological process: protein targeting to membrane; peptidyl-L-cysteine S-palmitoylation. Gene Ontology annotation, molecular function: protein-cysteine S-palmitoyltransferase activity. Lineage: Eukaryota; Apicomplexa; Conoidasida; Eucoccidiorida; Eimeriidae. Gene Ontology annotation, cellular component: Golgi apparatus; endoplasmic reticulum. The record is from RefSeq and is a predicted model, not a curated record. The transcript is spliced from 4 exons.
AUGGAUCACCUUUCUUGGGGAGAUGCAGUGCUCCGUCGGGCCCGCAAAGUGACUGCCAUGCGACUGCGUUCUCUGCUUUUGCCGCUGUUUCGAUCUAGUGCUGCCCUUGUAAAUAACGUGUGCGCCUGUUUCCUCUUCUUCUGCUCGCACUGUGACCACGUGCUACGCUUCAUUGGAAGAAUACUGCCUUGGAUAGCCACCUCGUUGGUAGUUCUUGCGUCUUACACGUAUUUUUUCGUCCUACUUCCUUUGAGCCACUCCCCAGGGCCGUCCGCUUCUCAUUCGCUCCUCCCCGGAAGCCAGCAGCAACAAAAGCACGACUCAUCGACGUGGCAGCAGCUCUUCGCAUCCUGGAUCUCCCCAGAAGCUGCCUUAGCGGCGUGGCUUCUCUUUAACACGCUGUUCAACUACAGAAAGGCCGUGUGCGUAACUCCCGGAUACCCCCCCAUCGCACAUGGGGGGGCCCUACCCCAGCAGCGAGUUGCAAGCUAUGCAGAGCUCUCUGCCCGCUUCUGCAGCACUCCCUUGUCGCUCGCUACUGCUGCAAUACCUCCCGCAGCUUCCGAGAAAGACGUGUCCUCAGAUCUACGAGGUGCCGCCUUACUGGCAGCAGCACCAAACUGCGCUCCUACUGCGGAGUUGAGAAAAAACGAAGCAGAAACUUCCACAGAAGCCGUAUCUGUUGUGUCAGAGCUGAAGCACUGCAACGUUGUUCUUGAUCCUGCUACCGCAUCCACAUGCCCUACUUUUGCCGUUACAAAAGAAGAUAGAGACCUACCCGAGCGCCGCCUCGCCAGCUCCUCCACCUCAAAUGCCACCAACACGCCCACAGAACCGCAAGCUUCUAGCGCUACUUGGCUGGUAUGUGGGAAAUGCAACCGACUCAAGGGCCCUCGCACUCGUCAUUGCAGAGCAUGCGGCAUUUGCGUCGUUCGACAAGACCAUCACUGCCCCUGGAUUUCCCAGUGCGUGGGUGUUCGGAAUGCCCGUUACUUCUUAGGGCUUCUGCUGUUUGGAAGUCUCCUGGCUCUCUUCGGAACUGUCGUCUUCCUGCCUCCAGCAGCAGUCGCCUUAGGUGCCAAGUAUAUUGAGGCGGAUCGGAGGGAGCAUGCUCACGCGCAGGCAGCACUCUUCAGGGCCCUUGCACAGCGUGUCUUGUUGCUGGAGAAAAAGCCCGCUAUUGCCGCUCAGCCUCCAACGGAGGAAGCUCUCCUCGAACCCGCAGAGCUAGCCAGGGAGCACCAGUUGCUGCUUCAACAUCGCUUUUCUGCCAUCCCAAGAGAGGGCCUCCUUGCGAAGGGCAUCCAGAUGCUCCUCCGGUUAGGGGUUGGGCUGCCCCCUGCACCGCCUCCACCCCCCACGCAGCUGCAGCUGAACACUGCAGCGACGCAAGCUUGGAGAGCUGCCGCUGCUGCUGCAUCUGCUUCCCUCGCAGACACAGACGCACAUGCAGCAGCAGCUGGCAAUACCCAGCAGCACGCGCAGCAAGGGGAGCCCUCUGAAGAGGCGAGAUCGCGCGCCUUAGCUGCCGGACUUGCCGCAGCUCGGGAGUCUGUUGCUGCUUCUGCGACUGCCCUUGCGGGCCCCCCCCCCUUCAGUGACAAGGUGUACGCCUUCCUAGAUGCCGCGAUUGCAGCGCAGGGGGGCUGGGCAAUCAGGCAUUUGAUGUUUGCUUCCUUUUGUGUGGCUCUAAACGUCGGCGUUGGGGUGUUUUUCCUCUUGGUCGCGCAUCUGUACUUCGUCUUGUCGAAUCAAACGACGCUCUCGAUCGCGUCCAGUGCCUCCCCGCGUAGCGUGGGUUUGUUCGAGUUCCUGGUGUACCCAUUUGUCUCGGACGAACCCUGCGCAUUUUCUCCGUACAAUAGGGGCUGGCGUAAGAAUAUGGAGCAGGUGCUGGGCCCGAGGCCCCUCCUUGCCAUUCUCUGCCCUUGGGUCAAGUUGCCACAGGAAAUUUUGUUCCAGUAG